AGACCGCACCAGUCGGUCGGAUCACUUCGUAGCCAACGGUUCGAUCCCGGACAGAACGAACAAAACAUUUUUUUUUCCCGUCAAAAAUUUAAACUUUGAAUUCGAUUCCGUAUAGUUGGGAAUCUAAAUCCGAAAAAUAGUAAAUCGUCGAGACAAAUUUUAUUUGCAGAGUUUGAAUAAAAUUUGUGGUUUUCUACGACCAGGAAAAAAACAACCGAGAAGAAAAGAAAAAACGUUUCUGUGCACAUUUUGAAAUUUUUUCGACCGAAGUUUAUAUAUUUUUGAUUUCCUGUUUCUUUUCUUUUGGCCACCGCUGCCCUCCCUCUAACAACAACAACGAAAUAUAACCAGCAGGUUCCCAUUGGGAAAACAUUUCUGAAAGGUAUUCAUAGCAACGCCGUCGACGACCAGCUCAACCACCUGAUCAGAAAAGAAAAAGACAAUUUUCUAAAAAAAAAUCGCCAUCAUGGACUCGAGGAAGAAGAUGAGCUUCUCUUCGUGCAGCGUCGAGUUCAUUUACAUGGUGGCCUCGCCGCCGUGUCGGGCCGUUUGGAUGUGCAUCAAAGAGCUCGGCAUCGACGUCGACAUGCGCCACAUCGACAUGUACAAGAAAGCCGAACACACUCAGCCGUGGUUCGUCAAAGUGAGUGCCCGCAACCAAUUUCGCCCAGCCAUCUAUUUUCCCCCCUUUGAUUAGAUUAUUGGCCGCCCGCUACCUAUUGCGGUUUGAGACCAUUUCGCUCGGGGAACCCAGAUCUACGGAAUCACCAGCGCAAGUUCUUGCAAGCCAUCCAUUCAAUGCAAAACGCUAAAAUGAAGCAUCGUAACUUGAUGGACGACCUUCAAGUCCGCAACAACCCAUAUAACAAUAUGGACGACCAGAAUGCCGCCAAUAAAAUCACUUCUGAAAUGAAUACACACCAAAAUGUUUUGGAGGAACGACUGAGCUCACUGGAAAAUAAGUUGGUAGUUCUCCAGGAAACUCUAGCAGCUCUGCCGGAAGAAAUUUCGCGUCACUUGACUAUGACCCAACUCAAUAAUUCAUCUCGCAACCUUGGACCCUAUUUUCAUAACAACCAAAACCGUGGUGAUUUAUUCUGAUUUAUUUAUGCUCUUCACUCGAGGAAACAUAUGAACUUUAUAUGCUUUAUAUAUGCUGUAUCAGUUAAAAAGGUUCUAUUGCAUGAAAUAACUUACAUUAAAUCGAGCAUUAAAUCGUCGGAAGAGUGAGUCGUUUCAUCUGAAUUCUCAACGCGAGUGUCAGACCCUGUCUGACCCUGUCAAUAUAGCAUCCGUAGCCUACUAGCUAGCGUAACCAUACAUGUUUAAAAUCACGUUGUUAACAAAAGGUUGUACGAGUUUCAGUAACUGUACAAUAUUAUCCUACCUAAAGGGGAAUAUUUUGGCUAAAACAUUUUUCGAAGUGAAAGUAGGCCUACUAAAAUUAAACUUUUACGGAUAAAAAAACAUGCAUCUGCCCAGAUUUGGGCCGUAACCCAAUCUUCUCCGCCGUUAAGCGGUAGUGACGACUCAGAGAGCCAUAGCUCAUGUUAUACUGAGUCGCAGGGAAUUGUUAGGAAGACAAGACAUCAAAGGGUGCUGGGCACUCCUGGACGAAUUAUUUCCGAGAAACUUCUUCCAGGAUCGAACUGAGGACCUAUUGCGUGUGAGGCAAUCGUGAUUAUCACUACACUACAGAUGCGAUAAAAAUUGAUGGCACCGUAUGGGAUGUAUGCUACGAGAUAGAUGCUAUAGCCAUAUCUAUAGCCAAGUUCUGACCAGAGAAACCAGGGAAUCACAGCGGGAACAUUUCAUGACUAUUACUUUCAAUAAUGCUAAGAACAAUUCCUUCGGAAUGAAUACAUUAAAAAGUUGUUUGGUGACUUCCGACGAAAGUCGGAAUUUCUUUAUUCUAAAUGUAGUGAAAGUCUAGAAAAUGUAAUGUUUGCACAAAAAAGGAAGCCUUGAUCUCGAUUUGUUUUCUCAAUCAAAAAGGAAUCCUAGCGAACAUCUCCAGUAUUUGUCGAGUGAUUGUUUCAACAACUUCUUUUGCCGGACCAGUGUGUUUUUUUUAGCAACAGCAAUCACAGAUUUGUCGAAAAUAUCUUCCAGUUAACAUCAAGGAUAAUGGCGAAGGGGAGUCUACAAUAAUGAUGUUAAAUUAAUAACAUGCAGUGCGAGUUUUCUAUGGCUGCCAUUGAGGAUGAGGACAGUGAAAGUGAAGAAAAUGUAAGACCAAGUGCUGGAAGAUGCAAUGGAGGAAACCCUAAUGCUCUUAGAGAAAUCACAAUCAGCGCUACUGCCUCAACUGCAAAAGUGAAAAGUGAUUUAGCCAGCGGAGCUGAAAUCAAGUCCAUUACGUCAUAUUCUGGUAGUAGAACAGCUGUUAGGCCGCUUACAGCAAUGGGCAAGAAUAGAUCAAAUGCCGGCUACCAAAUCGGUCGACGGAAGAAGCUCUUCGAGAAACGGAAGCUGAUCAGCGAUUUCGCCCUCGUUUUCGGCAUAUUCGGUAUCAUCGUCAUGGUUAUAGAGAGUGAACUGGCAAGCUACGGUUUCUACACCAAAUCAUCGUUAUAUUCUUCCACCUUGAAAACGCUGAUAUCAGUCUCAACCGUGGUGCUUUUGGGUUUGAUAGUGACUUACCAUGUCUUUGCAGUCCAGAUAUUUCUCAUACAAAAUUGCGUGGAUGAUUGGCGGAUCGCCAUGACGUGGAAACGAAUAAUUAUUCAAAUAACUUUGGAAUUGCUCGUCUGCGCCGUCCAUCCAAUUCCUGGCGAACUAAAUUUUUUUUGGACGAGUCAGGACAUCAUCGGCUUGGGUGCAGCAAAGAAAAUGACCCGGCUGAAGAUUGUCGCAGUUGUUUAUAAGUCCGUUGUGGUAAAAAAGCGUUUGCAGGGAGAUGCCACAUUUUUGGGCAGUAGACCAACAAGUAUCACCACUGUUCACCCGAUAGCCACGAGUGCAGUCUUUUGA
This is a messenger RNA of Daphnia pulex (common water flea), 2973 nucleotides long. RefSeq names its product small conductance calcium-activated potassium channel protein-like. The record is from RefSeq and is a predicted model, not a curated record. Gene Ontology annotation, cellular component: neuron projection; plasma membrane; neuronal cell body. The coding region runs from base 2170 to 2973 and encodes 267 amino acids. Gene Ontology annotation, molecular function: calmodulin binding; small conductance calcium-activated potassium channel activity. The transcript is spliced from 5 exons. NCBI's taxonomy places the organism in Eukaryota, Metazoa, Arthropoda, Branchiopoda, Diplostraca, Daphniidae. Gene Ontology annotation, biological process: potassium ion transmembrane transport.